AUGUCCCAAGGAAAAGAUCACUGGUCUACCGAGGCCUAUUCAACCUCCGCCUCGUUUGUCCCCAAACUAGCCCAGACCCUACUCCAGUACCUAGACCCGCAGCCCACAGACAAAGUACUUGACAUAGGCUGUGGCGAUGGAAAGUACACGGAGGCUUUCCUGCCCGCCGUCCAGUCUGUCCUGGGGAUUGACGCGUCUCCCGCGAUGAUCGAAGCGGCGAACAAGGAGUACGGAAGUGCGAAGGCGGAGUUCCGCGUCGUGGAUUGCUGUUACUUAGAGCAAGAGAAAGAGAUCGUGAAUGGAAGUUGGGAUAAAGUCAUCUCGAACGCCGCGUUGCAUUGGAUCCUGCGCAAUGAAUCUACCCGUCUGAACACUCUCAAAGCCAUAUACAAUAGCCUGAAACCCGGCGGAACGUAUGUAUUCGAGAUGGGCGGACAUGGCAACAUCGCCGAGGUGCAGACGGCUAUGAUCUUCGCGCUCGUCCAGCAGGGUUUCUCGAUUGAGAAGGCCAGAGAUACCAGUCCCUGGUUUUUCCCGUCGGCUGCCUGGAUGACCAGCGCGUUAGAAGAGAUCGGCUUUAAGGUUGAGAAGAUGGAGACGGAGUAUCGGCCGACGAAGCUGACCGAUGCGGUAAAUGGUGGAUUGGCGGGAUGGGUGAGGCUGAUGGGUGCGCCUUUCUUGGAUGCUCUUCCCGACGAAAAGCGCGAGGGCGUUGUGCAGCAGGUAUGUGAAGUUCUUGAGACGGCGGUGACGCGCCAUGAGGAUGGUAGUCAGUGGCUGGGAUAUGUGCGGUUGAGGGGCAUCGCUAGGAAGGUGUGA
This is a messenger RNA of Aspergillus melleus, 819 nucleotides long. Its product is annotated as class I SAM-dependent methyltransferase. NCBI's taxonomy places the organism in Eukaryota, Fungi, Ascomycota, Eurotiomycetes, Eurotiales, Aspergillaceae. The record is from RefSeq and is a predicted model, not a curated record. The coding region runs from base 1 to 819 and encodes 272 amino acids. The transcript is spliced from 3 exons.